AUAAAUUGACGAACGAGCCACAUGAAUUUCACUUUAAUGCCAUUUGUUAAAGGAUAUGGAUGUAUCUGUAAAUCACGUCGUAAUUGCCUUCCUGCUCAUCGUGGUAGCCGGGACCAUCGUUAUAGUUGUCAUUGUCACCAACUUAUCUAGAGGAGACAAUAACUUUGCCUCUCGUGGAGCUACAUGCCGACCAAAAUUUGAUUAUAAGCGGAAAUUGUACGACAAUGACACCGUUGGCACGGUGUAUGAAAUAUUACUUGAAUCUUUCCGCGAUUCGAGCCGCAAGACAGCUGGAAAAAGAGCAAGCGAGGCAGGCGAAGGAAUUGGAGAUUUGAAUGGACUCGGAGCUCGAUUGGACUAUCCGCAGGAUAUUGGAAGCAGGACUCUAUACAUCAAUUCAUUGUUUAAAAGUAAUGACGAUGAUCACAUGGCUGUUGUGGACCACAAAACCAUAGACAGUGUAUACGGAACCAUGGACGACUUUGAUCAGCUUAUUCAGGACACUAAAAAUAAUAAUAUGUCAGUGAUCAUGGAUUUUAUUCCAAACCACACUGGAAAAGAGAGUGUGUGGUUUCAGAAGAGUCAGAGGAGAGAGGGAAAAUAUGCUGACUACUACAUCUGGGCCCCUUGUGACCCAGUUAGUGGGACCUAUAUCAAUAAUUGGAUGAGUGUGAAAGGAGGACGGGCUUGGACAUAUGAUAAGAUCAGAAAGGAAUGCUACCUCCAUCAGUUAGAGAGAGACAAGCCGGACCUGAACCUGAGGAACAGUGAUGUCAGACAGGAACUGGAGAAUAUUCUCCUCUUUUGGCUGAACAAAGGAGUGGACGGUUUCCAUGUACAGAAUGUUCAGUACCUGUACGAAGACCAGGACCUGAGAAAUGAAACUCUCAUCCCAGGAAAGACGGGCAAUGCAUAUGAUGACUUUGACCACACCCAGACCAGAAAUCAUCCAGAGAAUGCGAAGCUGCUGCAGUCCUGGAAACAUGUAUUAGACACCUUCAGUCCCAAGUCAGGCAGAAAGAGGGCUCUUGUUGUAACCACUGGGAAUGACAUUGAUGCGGCCAUCAAGUACUUAGAUGCAGAAGUCAACAUUGUAAGGGUCAACCUGUUGUCUGGGAAAGGAACUUCACUGGCUGAGUGCAUGGAAACCAUUCUGAAACUUGCAGCAUGCAAAAUGUUUGCAUGGAUGUACAGUGAUAAAGAUUCCAGUCGUUUAGCCAGCAGAGUGGGCCCAGAAAACGUCAAAGCAUUCUUAACUAUACAAGCCACCGUCCCUGGGAUUCCAUUCAAUUACUAUGGCAACGAGAUCGGAAUGACUGACCACCCAACACAUUCUGGCCGAUGGAAGUACAGGACACCGAUGCAGUGGGACCGUAAUGGUACAGGGUUUUCCCAAAACCCUCCAUGGCUGACUCAAAAUCCAAACCACAAGACAGUGAAUGUUGAGUCAGAGCUGUCCUCAAAAGAUAAUUUCACCACUCUAAAGGUGUACAGGAGACUCCAGGAGUUGAGGAGGAGGGAAUCCUUCCAGUGGGGUGAGAUGAGAGUGUUCAGGGAGGGGGAUCUCCUGGUGUACACCAGGAAGGCCAAGGGAUUCCCCGGGUAUCUGGUGGCUGUAAACCUGGGGAAAGAAGAGGUGACCAUUGAAUCUCUACUGGCAGCCACAGGAAUUCCGAAGAAAGUCAAGGUUGUGUUCCAUACUCAUAAAAAGAUCCAAGAUACUGACAUUAGUAGGUCUCUGGACAAUUCCUACAUGUUGGGACCUAGUGAAGGGGUCAUAUUGGAAUAUCCUGUAUGAUUUGUUUUGCCUCGCCAUCUUAUCGUGGACACUAUAAUCUGUGAUCAUCGACCAGCCAUAGCAAUAUGUGAUAAAUCUUCUUCCAGAUAAAUACGUAUUUGGGGGAACAAAAAAAGGGGAUUUUUCAUGGCAUAAAAUGCAUUAUUUCUAGGUAUAUUGUCUGGUGGAAGAUUUUUUAAAAACAUAUUUUUUUUCUUGUACAUUGGAGUUUAAGUUUUUGUUGGUGUGUAUAAAUGUGUUGGCAUGUACCAUAAUUUAUUUGAAUACAUAUUUUAACAGAUUUAUGUAUGCGAAUAAUUAAGUUUAACUUAAUUAACGUUAUUUUUAUAGUAUUUUUAUCUUUGAAUAAAAAAUUUUCUCUAA
This is a messenger RNA of Magallana angulata, 2161 nucleotides long. RefSeq names its product neutral and basic amino acid transport protein rBAT-like. NCBI's taxonomy places the organism in Eukaryota, Metazoa, Mollusca, Bivalvia, Ostreida, Ostreidae. The record is from RefSeq and is a predicted model, not a curated record. Gene Ontology annotation, biological process: carbohydrate metabolic process. Bases 56 to 1798 code for a protein of 580 amino acids. The transcript is spliced from 8 exons.